Insectozyma verbasci is the source of this 783-nucleotide messenger RNA. The record is from the annotation of a GenBank genome assembly. NCBI's taxonomy places the organism in Eukaryota, Fungi, Ascomycota, Pichiomycetes, Serinales, Debaryomycetaceae.
AUGUUUAAAUAUUUAUUAGGAGAUAGUGAAUCAUAUUCAAAUUUAAUCAAUGCACCAACUAUAAACUUCAAUCAUACGGAAACCCAAAAACAUACGUACGGCACAGUAAUUGAUUAUUCCGAUGAUGAACAGGAAUAUAAAUUCAAAAGGUCAAAUUAUAUAGAUGAUUCAUUAUUCAAAAAAGAAAAUGAUGAAUUUGACAAUGAAUUUAGUUAUGAUAUUCCAGGUCAAUUACCAAAAAGCUCAAUUGAAGAUCCAAUAGUCAAACUAGAUCAAUCAAAGGAAAUAAAUUAUGAGUCAAUAGAUAAAGUUUAUGAAGCAGGUUCAGAUCUACUACUUCAUUCAUUGAAAAAUUUAAAUAUUAAAAUCAAAUCAAAGAAUAAAAUACUUCAACAAAUUUCAAAUAUUAUAAAUUUUUACAAUGAUGACUUUAAUAUUAUAGAAGAAUAUGAAAAAUUGAAAAUAAUAUACCAUGAAGAACUACAAACUAAAAAUAAAUUACUAAGUUCAUAUCAUGAAUUAUUUCAAAAAUAUCUAGAUUUGAAACAGUCAAUUACAACCAAGAAAGGUAACGUUGUAAAGACUGAGUUUUCAAUUAAGGAGAAACUCAAAUUGAUCAAAUCAAAAACUGGUGAUGUUUCAAUAAAGAAUAUAUGUGGGAAUAUUAUACAUGAAUUUGAAAAAUUGCAAGUUAAUCAUAAAGAAGAAAUUCAAAAUUAUAAAGAUGAAAUUGAGAAAUUAAAUGCAAAGAUUAAAUCACUUGAGGCACUUACUACUUCUUAA